Molecule: messenger RNA, 6069 nt
Organism: Phytophthora infestans T30-4
Lineage: Eukaryota; Oomycota; Peronosporomycetes; Peronosporales; Peronosporaceae
Product: ATP-binding Cassette (ABC) Superfamily
Exons: 2
Coding region: 1-6069 (2022 amino acids)
Biological process (GO): lipid transport; transmembrane transport
Cellular component (GO): membrane; intracellular membrane-bounded organelle
Molecular function (GO): ATP binding; lipid carrier activity; ATP hydrolysis activity
Source: RefSeq, a predicted model, not a curated record
AUGUGCUUCAUAUCCGGAUAUGACGAGAACGCCGUCGGAGUCAGCCCGUUCCCAUCCCGCUCAGAAUCCUGCCUGCUGGGCACGCGCCAUUGCUCAGUUGGCGAGAUGGCAGGUCUGUGGAGCAGUGUAGGCGUGUUGCUAUGGAAGAACUGGCGCGUGAAGCAGCGCGAGAGUCGCUUUAAUCGCGGGCGCUUGGGUAAGCGCUGGCUGUACCCGGCGCUCGUGACGGACAUCAUCAUCCCGCUGGGGCUGAUUCUGCUGCUUAUCCAGAAAAUGUGCCAAUACAACGCGCAGUUGGUGACGCCCGGAGGAGGGAUCCCGGGCUUCGGGGGUAUGCGGCGUGCAAUGGAAAACGAGAGUGAUGGUCAGUUGUUGCAGGCCGAACAAGCCAUGAUGGCUUCAAACGAAGGCGAUUUAACAGAAGAACUGACCCAAGGAGUGCAACAAGUAAAGCACGAAUUUGCGACAUUAUUGCUCACCGCAUUGCCUUUGUUGCUGGCGAAAAGCAACCAGAGUUUGGCCAUUUUGCAACGGCAAGACUCGCAACUGUUUUUGCAGCACCUCAACAGAGAAUAUCCUGCUGCAACUCAGCUGGGGAUUUCCAGUUACGCGGAUAGAACCAAGAUGAUCCCGUUCAACAACACUGCGUCGAACGAAGAAGCCAACCGCGUGAUGUUGGAGUUCCCCAUGAAAAGUGGCUGGAAUAUUUACGCCGGUCUGGACGUAAGAAGGGCAGAAAGCGAAAGUGAAGACGAAGUUCCGCUUCCCUUGGAGUUAUUGACGCUAUUCUACCAGAAAACCCUCAACGAUCCGUCCGAACAAGAGCAGGAGGACCAACUGGCCAAGUUUUUCUCGAAAGACUUGACUUUUAACCGCACGAUGAUGUUUCCCGACGUCAUGCCGUUCCAAAUGUCGCUCAACAUGUUUAUCCGUGAAAACUCCACCAAGUUUGUCAAUAACGAGAUCGUGGACCUCGACUCGCUCUCUCCGGAAAUAAUUUGCCAAGCGGUGGAUAAAAUGCUGGAUGUUGCCAGUCUUCAAUGGGGCGAUUUCCCAGCCACUUCGCCACUGGGACGAAGUGUGUUGGCGUGCAAAAUUGCAGUGAAAAAAGGAGGGUUAUCGGCCGAACUUCGCUACUUUUUGGCCAAUCUCAUCGCCAAGGCGAUCUCGAGCGACGAACUGGACACUUUGACUGUCUCGGCGUUGCCGAAACGUCCCGCAAACACUGUGGCGGGUCCACUGGAGGGCAAUAUCGUGUUCUACUUGGCCUACCUGUUCCUCUGGCCAUACGUGCGACUAGUUCGUGACGUCGUGGCGGAAAAGGAGAAGCAACUGAAGGAGUAUCUGAUGAUCAUGGGGCUGCCGGCGAUGUCUCUUUUGAUCAGCUGGUUCUUGCUCUACUUUCUGGCGUCGGUGGUCGUGUCUCUGAUCGGCACUUGGCUACUCAGUGGCAGUAUGUUUGCCGCGUCAACAGAUGGAGACGUGUACUUCUUCCUGCUUUUAGUGACAUUCGUGUCAAGUAUCCUGCUAUUCGGCCUCGCUAUCACCCCGAUUUUCACGCAAACCAAGACCGCAGCUGCGUGUGCGCCGCUAAUUUAUUUCAUCAUGAGUGCUGGCUCGUUUCUUCGGUCGCUGGUGGGGGACGACGUGGUGGCUUCAAACGAGUCACUAGCGCUGCUGCUCUUUGUACUGGACGGGAUCAGCUCCCCCGUGGUGUUUAUGGGUACAAUGCACGACAUCUUGGCGUUUGAUGCAGUGACGUUGGAGCGCAGACACAUCACGUAUCAUACCGUCGCGACACCUAUCCGUCUGAUGGCUUCACAAUGUGCAGGAUAUCUGCUGCUGGGAUGGUAUUUGGAGAACGUGUUUCCUCGCACCUACGGCGUGCAACAGAAGUGGUAUUUCGUCUUCCAGCCGUCCUAUUGGUUCCCUACUAAAGUGGAUCUAACAGGAUCCGAAGAGGAGAACGAAGAGGCCAUGCGACUGACAGACAUGGGGCGAGAUACUAUCCACGACCAAAUGGACGAGACGCUACGAGAACAGUCCUUACCGGAGUACUUGGAACAUUCCCGACCCACUCUUUUCGUCCAAUCGCUGUCCAAGACGUAUCCGAACGGGAAGGUGGCGUUGAGUAACGUGUCAUUCGGAGUUCGGAAAGGAGAAAUCUUCGGUCUGUUGGGUCCCAACGGCGCCGGCAAGAGCACGACGCUGUCGAUCUUGAGCGGCAUCUUGUCACCCACCAGCGGAGAUGCGUACGUGGGUGGAUCGAUCAGUGUGGCGAACAACCCACAAGCCGUUCGGACGAGUCUCAGCGUGUGUUUCCAGCAGAAUAUCCUGUUCGACAACUUGACCGUGUGGGAGCAUCUCUCGCUCGUCUGUGCUCUGAAGGCCACGAUGGGUGUAAAAACCGUGUCAGAGCAGACCCGGUGCAGCAAGUUGCAGCAAUUCGGACUGGACGAGAAGCGUGACGCGCUGGCGAAGACGUUGUCAGGAGGUCAGAAGCGUAAAUUGUCGCUGGUGUUGUCCCUUCUGGACUCGUCUCGCGUCUUGCUGCUGGACGAACCCACCGCUGGCAUGGACAUGAAGGCGCGGCUGGACACGUGGGACGCUCUGAAACGCGCCGUGACGCAUCGAGCGGUCAUCCUGACGACUCAUUCCAUGCAGGAAGCGCAAGCUUUGUGCGAGAAUAUCGGCAUUGUGGCGGAAGGGAAGCUGAAAUGCUGCGGCUCGAGUUUGUUCCUUCGCAACCGCUUUGGCGUGGGGUAUAAACUCACUGUGGUGCAUCACGACGAGGAACACGAGAGUGCGCACAGACGAUCGCAACGUGAACAGUGGGCGGAUCUUUUGAUGACGACGCUGAGGAAAUACGUGCCGAAUGCUGCGAUCGUGAGCGACAACAAGUGGGAAACGCGCGUGCAGUUGAAUGACGGCGACGAACAGCGCUUCGCUGCGUUGUUUCGAGAGCUGGAGACGAUGAAGAAGAAGGAGAUUAUCAAACGAUACGCCAUCGCAGCGACCGACUUGGAAGACGUGUUCGUCAAGGUGACGGAGGGAGAAGACGUGUAUUACCAUGAGAAAGACGACGUGGACGCAGCAGACCCUGUACGUACGAAGAUGGAGACGGACAAGGCCAAGACGGAUCUGCUCGCUGCUGGGAGCGACAGGCCACUUCCUGGCUGGCAGCACGCGACGUCGCAACUGCGUGCGCUGAUUAUCAAGCGUGUGAAGAUGUCGUCGCGCGACAAGAAGUCGUUGUUUGCGCAGUACGUGUGGCCGAUUGGCUUCUUCGCGAUCUUGAUGGCUGUUCUUCAGCACUUGCUGGACUCUCGCGGAUCUAUCGAGACAGUAACGACGCUGUCUCCGGCUGCUAAAGACGCGUCUUUUUUCAUCGCGUCUGCGUCGUCCAUGACCGAUUCAGUGGCCGAUUUAGUCGCACAGUUUGAGCACAAGUCCCACCCGAUAGUGUUCGACCAGAGCGCGACGACCGAGCAAGAAAUGCUGGACGCUAUUGCACGUGCCAACACGACGACGUUCUUCGCGGGGAUCUUCGUCUCGAACGUCAACUGGACAGCAGACAACACGGUCAUCUCUCCGGUCUUGUCGUACGCGCUCUACUACAACGAAACCGUGCGUCGGUCUCUGCCCGUGACGUUGCAGUGGAUGUCUCAAGCCUAUUGCAAAGCUCGCGCAGCUCACGAAAAAUCCCCUGGAAUUGACAAUUGCGACUUGGAAGUCAAGCGCGGCGUCUUCCCCAUUGAGAUCGAGAUCGGAACUGGCGUGACGUCGGACGAAGAGGACGGUGUGGCGCUGGACCCCGACGAGGCCGUGAACGUCGUACGACGCAUUAUGGUGGCGUUCUACCUGUUGAUGACGAUGAGUUCGGUGGUCGGAUUCUACGUCGCGCCCGUCGUCCGAGAGAAGGAAAGCGGCCUGAAGCGCAUCCAGUAUCAGCAUCUCGAGACUGCCAACGCGUCGUGUUUGUAUUGGCUUUCCAACUUCCUGUUCGACUACAUGGUGUACACGUCAGCGGCUGUCAUUAUUUGCGUCAUCCUCGCCAUCUUCUCGGGCUGUUUGACGGCCGAAAUCAUCGCUGCGUGGUUCGCGUCGAUGGCCAUUUUCGGCCUGGCGAUUCUCCCGGCGCAGUAUUUGAGUUCGCUGGUGUUUGCGUCGCACUCUUCAGCGCAGUCGUACAUGUCGUAUCUCUCGCUGUUCCAGAUCAUGGCGGCGUCCAUCGUGUUCGCCCUGUCCAUGAUCCCUGGACUGUGCACGCAGGUGAACUUGGUCACGUACGUUUUGCAGCUCUUCCCGCUGUACUCGUUCAGUACGGCGGUGCUGAACAUCGUGACGGUGUCUUGGGCCCCCAUGCGACAUCAGUGUCUCGAGGCGGGGGGAGAUCUCGAGACUAGCAACCCGUUCGCCAUGUUGGAAGGGCUGAUUGGACAGCCAAAGGUGUCGGUCUGGGCGUGGGAGGUCACGGGAAGCAGCUGGUGUGCGCUAGUGCUGUCGGGCGUGCUGUACACGUUGCUACUACUCAUCAUGGACCAGUACCAGAUGUAUCCUACGCUGAUGGAGCACACAGUGCGUCACAAACUACACUGGCUACGAGGCUUGCUCCCGUGUCGUAGACACAGUCGAGGGUACACGGAAGCGGACCAAAGUCCUGCCGCUUUCGACGAAGAGAGUCCCAAUUCCGACAUGGUGCGUGUAGUUCGAGUCUCGCAGAUCUUUAACCCUCGAAAGAAGACUUCGGAAGAACAAGAAGGUGCAGCUGCAGUGCUGAACGAGAGCGGCCAAGUGGUGGCUCUGGACGACGUUAGCUUCGCAGUGGAAAAACGCGACUGUGUGGCGCUGUUGGGCGUCAAUGGCUCGGGCAAAUCGACCAUGUUUGAGAUCUUAACGGCAGGAAUCGCCCCCACAAGUGGCAAAGCGUUGAUCGACUCGUGCGACGUGACGGUGCAGCCUCGAGAAGCCAGCGUUCGAUACGGCUAUUGCUCUCAGGGCAACCAUUACUUUAACGACUUGAGUGUCCGUGAACACCUCGAACUCUUCUACCGACUGCGUUGUAGUCGCAGCAACGCGUUGAUGUCGGAAGACGCAGUGAUUGACGAGCUUAUGCGACGUCUGGAUCUGUUUCCGGUCGAGAAAACGGCAGCUUCGCACUUGAGUGGCGGCAACAAGAGGCGACUUAUGCUGGCACUGGCGCUACUGAGCGACCACACGUCGUUGCUGCUACUGGACGAGCCGUCCGCUGGCGUGGACGUCGUGGCGCGACGACUGAUGUGGCGUGUGCUGCAUGAGAAGCGACAGAGUCUCAACCGCACGAGUUGUUUGUUCACGACGCACAGUAUGGAGGAGGCCGAAGCGGUGUGUGCGAACGCUGUCGUCCUGUUCAAGGGGAAAGUGGUGUGGUCUGGCAGCAUUCCAGACUUGAAACAGCGUGUGGCAAGAGGAAUAUCGAUCAGCGUGCGACUGGAUAGCGCCUCUAUUUGGAAUGCGGAAGAGAUCCAGAACUACACGCAGCAGAUCCGACGCUCGAUCAAAGACCGACCGACAACGAAUGCUCGUCGAGAGGGAUUGGAGAGGAAUAGUAUUCCAUUACGGGAGUUGGAAGAAGCUUACGAGUUGUGCCACAAUCUGUUCCAUAAGAACGGAGACGCCGCCACUGCUGCCGUCUCUCGACAGCAUGGCAAGACGUGGCUCGAGGGUCUACGCUCUCGCUUUGAGUCGGAUGAGAAUGAUGUGACUCCUAAUAAGGAGGAACCAGUUAUUCCGCUUGUCGAGUUCGUCCAGGAGUGGCUGGUGCAGGAAGCUUUCGCUGGUCUCGAGACGAGGCUCUUUAAGGACCAGGUGACGGCACGAUCUGGUGAGUUGGUGGUGUCUGCUGAACUCGAAACUGCGCGUGGGAGUGGCAGUAAUACGAGUGGAGUGUACGAAACCUCGUGCACCGACAGCUUCGGACUGGCAGACGUGUUCGCCAUUAUGGAGGACAACAAGAAGCGAUUUCACAUCGCGCAGUAUAGUGUUAGUGAGUUGUCGCUGGAGCGGGUAUUCGAGCAGUUCACUGGCUGA